Acanthochromis polyacanthus (spiny chromis) is the source of this 2476-nucleotide messenger RNA. RefSeq names its product transmembrane protein 79-like. NCBI's taxonomy places the organism in Eukaryota, Metazoa, Chordata, Actinopteri, Pomacentridae. The record is from RefSeq and is a predicted model, not a curated record. Gene Ontology annotation, biological process: regulated exocytosis. The coding region runs from base 398 to 1708 and encodes 436 amino acids. The transcript is spliced from 5 exons. Gene Ontology annotation, cellular component: lysosomal membrane; trans-Golgi network membrane.
CCUGUGUAUGGAUAUUAGAGGAGUUCAGUCUAAAUGUUUACUGUGCUGUUUGGAUAAACGUGUGUUACCGUGAUGGAUGUGAGAGUUAAUGCUGAAUGUGAAGGUAAACUGAAGGUAUCUGCCUCCUCCUCCUCCUCCUCCUCCGGCUUUAUUUGCUCCAUAUGGUGUUUGACAUGGUACCCAAGAAAGAAGAAAAAAAAACUUGUGUGGGCGGAGGAAAAGCCUAGUAUUUUGUCCGUCCUGAAAUUUGAUUCAGAAGUUCAGGAUCCUGGAAGACAAAAAGCAAACGGAGGGGGAGGGAAGAAAGGCACAGAAGGACGGAGGGUUUUUUUUUUAAACUGCGAGAAGAGUAAAUUCACCAAAAUACUCUGCAACCUCCGACUAAAGCUCUGUGACUAUGAGCACCUCGGGGCUUCAGGCCACUAACCGGCAGAACGUGAAGGAGCUUGACAGCAUGAAGGAGUCCAUCAGCGACAUCAUCAACCAGCUCCAGGACAUCGACCCAGCCAGGCUCUCCUUCUCCCCCUUCCUGGACCUGGACACUCAGAUCUCCUUGGCUCCGGUGUCUGACAGCCCCGAGUCCUCGGUGGAGGAGCUGCACUCGUCCUCCCACUCCGUCUCCGGCUCCCAGCGCUCUCUGGAGCCGCCACCAGCCACCGAUCAGCCAAAGAGCUCAGCUCCUCGCCACCAGCAGCCCAGCGUCCGCCUCCCAGAAGAGCCUCGGGCCGAUCAGACGGAGGAGGGGGAGCUGGAUCAAACUGUUUCCAGUCCCAUCAUCACGCCGCACAAUUUGGACGCCGCCACGGAAAACUGCAUCGGCCCUCCAACCCCGGCCUCUCAGGGAGAUAUUCCCAACGGCACAGACACACCGAGAUGGAGUCCAGAGUCCACCAAUCUGGACUGUACCGCAGAUGAAGGUCGGCCUCUGAUAGGCCCGCCGCCAGAGAGCGUGGAGCUGGCUGUGUGGAGCUCCGAGGGCCCUGGAGAGACUUGCGCAGCCGCAGAGGAGGCUUCAGAUCGAGGACGAUGCUGCUGCCACUGCUGCCAGUGCAGAUGCUGCCAGAGCGGCCGAGUUCCUGCUUUCUUCUCAGUCCUGGCGUCUCUUCUGUGUGCAGCCGGGGUCCUUUAUGCACUCUAUUUCUAUGUCCCCAUUAAGCCCCCCGACUGCCCCGAUAGAAGCAGCCGCAUCGUUUUCACCUUCUGCUGCUGCGUGGUGGCUGCCGUCCCCAUCCUGCUCGCGAUGCUUGUGGGUGCAGCGUGUCAGUUCUGCACCGCUUCCUUCAAUCUGCAGGAGCCAAUUCCCAGAAGAAAGGCGCUUCAGCAGCACUUUGUCACGUCGUCCUUGGAACAGUUGCUCCUCUACGUCCUCAACCUUGUCGUUAUGGCCGCUUUACUGCCACAAGACCAGCUGAAGUUGGUGCCUAUACUGGUUGCAAUGUUCAUCUUUGGAAGACUUGUUUACUGGGUCAGCCUGAACAUGUGCAGCUCCUGGCGAGGCUUCGGCUCUGGCCUGACCAUCUUCCCGCUCCUCGCCAUGGUGGCUCUCAAUCUGUUCCUCAUGUACAUCCUCAGUCUCAAUGAGCCACUUUUUGGCUCUCAGGACGUCCUCUAUAAUCAGGUCACCCCCUCUUCCUGGUCAGAGGAGACAUCACAGAGCCCGAGUGGCAAACCAGACAUCUUACCCACAGACAUCCUGGACGCUCAGUGAGGAGGCGAGCUGCGCUUUCUUCUCUAAGAGGAGGAGAUCUUUCCAAAAAUAGGCCAUUCCUGUGGUCUGCAGUUCAGCACAGCUACACAUGCUGCCACUAUAACCUCCAACUCUGUGACGGCUUAACUUGUGAUUUUGCUCCUCCUAUACACAACCUUUUUUAUGUGGAUUCAUGCUUAUUAUCUGAAUUGCGAGAGCUCUGCCCGCUAGUGGCCGGGGAUGCCUUUGAACAAUACUGUAGUCAUAAAACAUUUGUCCUUUUAAGCUAUUCCAGUGCCUAUAUUUAAUGUUUUGAACUCUAAGUACUUAAAAGCUGUGAUAUAUAUAUAUAUAUAUAUAUAUAUAUAUAUAUAUAUAUAUAUAUAUAUAUACAUGGCUGAAUUUGGUUUCUCCUUAAAAAGAACAUGCAGCUAGUGUUGUCAGUUUGUGUUAUUAUUUCAACUGUCCGAAAAGUUUGUACAUGAUGAAGUCAGAUUAAAAGCCAUUUGUAAAAAAACGUCUUUCCAUCGUUGGUUUUCCGUUGACCAGUUGUUUCUUUAUGCUUGGACUCAGCAGCUAUUCCUGGAGAAGCGGCACUGUGUGUUUUCAGCGCCGGGACUGUCAUUAUGUGAUAACAUGCUCUCCAUGUUGCUCUCCAUCCCCACCCUGCUGGCGUCCUCACUGCGGCUGAUGAACUCGCUCGGUUUGCGGCACCAAAAAGAAGCCCAAACAAAAACAGGAUAAGAUGCACUUUCAUUCGACCACUCCGUCGAGGAGAGAUUAAUGAGC